UACCCAGUGAAUGAGAUAGCCACAAUCAAAGACGAAAAAAAACAUAACACUUCCUUUCUAUCUUUUCGCCGUCCACGUCGACAUUCCGGCUAUCUUCUCCGAUCACUCCCCGUUUCCGGCAAUCAACUUCCGUUUAUCAAAGAUGAUCAGAACAGAAUGAGAAUCGCUAUCGACCUAUCAUGUCAGUCUCGUGCUCCGAUUGCUUCUCCGACUUACUCUGCGGCGAGGACUCCGACACCGUUUUCACAAACGGAGGAGGAGGAGAGGAUUCGCCGGAAUGUUCGUCGUCGGAUAUCGAAUCUCAGUUCGUCGAUUUCGAUGAAUCCAUCGCCGGUCUUAUUGAAGACGAACGAUACUUCGUCCCUGGAUUUGACUAUUUCGAGAGGUUUCAAUCUCAAUCUCUAAUCGCCGUUGCUAGAGAAGAUUCCGUUGCAUGGAUUCUCAAGGUACAACGCCACUAUGGUUUCCAGCCAUUAACGGCGUAUCUCGCUGUUAAUUACUUCGAUCGUUUUCUCUACUCUAAAAGCUUGCCGCAAACAGACUGUUGGCCGCUACAACUCUUGUCGGUUGCUUGCUUAUCUUUAGCAGCAAAAAUGGAGGAACCUCUUGUUCCUUCUCUUUUGGAUAUUCAGGUUGAAGGUGCAAAGUACAUAUUUGAACCCAAAACCAUCCAAAGAAUGGAGUUUCUUGUGCUGAGGGUAUUAGAUUGGAGGCUCCGAUCCAUAACCCCGUUUUGCUUCCUCAGCUUCUUUGCCUAUAAGCUUGAUCCAGUAGGAACUUUCACUGGCUUCCUUAUUUCAAAGGCUACUGAAAUUAUCCUCUCAAAUAUUCAAGAAGCUAGCUUUCUUGAAUAUUGGCCAUCAUGCAUAGCUGCUGCAACAAUACUUUGUGCAGCUAAUGAUCUUCCAAAUUUCUCUCUUGUGAAUGCUGAACAUGCUGAAUCUUGGUGCGAUGGACUCCGCAAAGAUAAAAUCGUGGGUUGCUAUGAAUUAGUGCAAAAGUAUGCCAUUGCAUUAAGACCAAGGAGAUUUCCAAAAGUUUUACCACGGGUACGAGUAAUGACUCGGGCUAGUACUGUAUUAACCAGUGAGUCAUCAUCCUCGUCCUCAUCAUCUUCCACAUCUUAUAAAAGGAGAAAACUAAAUAACAGCUGGUGGAAUACAGAUGACGACAGAGCAAGUUCAUGUUAAUUAAGGGGUGGCGAAUUAAGAAUAAGGAGCUAGGAAAAAGAAAAUGUGGUCCUUACAAUCCUCAGUAUUUUUUCAUGUUGGAGGGUGUUUUUGAGUUAAAUUGACUGGAGUGAUGUAGAUUAUUUAGUACUAUAUAUAAUGUACGUACGAUGAGAGUUUGGGACUUGGGAGCAUUAAAUUAAUCUUUUUUAUUUGGGUGAGAAGUGCCAUUCAUUAAAUGGCUUUGCUUAUUCCCUAGGGGAAGGGGAUUUGGUACAUAGUAUUUUGGUGUGAGAAAAGGUGAAAGAGAGAAAAAGAAAGAGAAAGAAGAGAUUGUUUAAUUAUAGUAGCAUUAAGUGGAGUCAUGGAGUAGUGUGUGUGAAUGAGGUGGGGUUUUGUGAUUGAAUUCAAAGGGAG
This is a messenger RNA of Nicotiana tabacum (common tobacco), 1586 nucleotides long. Its product is annotated as cyclin-D1-1-like. Lineage: Eukaryota; Viridiplantae; Streptophyta; Magnoliopsida; Solanales; Solanaceae. The record is from RefSeq and is a predicted model, not a curated record.